This is a messenger RNA of Zea mays, 6355 nucleotides long. Its product is annotated as DNA polymerase zeta catalytic subunit. The record is from RefSeq and is a predicted model, not a curated record. Lineage: Eukaryota; Viridiplantae; Streptophyta; Magnoliopsida; Poales; Poaceae. Gene Ontology annotation, cellular component: zeta DNA polymerase complex; nucleus. Gene Ontology annotation, biological process: double-strand break repair via homologous recombination; error-prone translesion synthesis. The transcript is spliced from 18 exons. Gene Ontology annotation, molecular function: DNA-directed DNA polymerase activity; DNA binding; nucleotide binding. Bases 1372 to 6177 code for a protein of 1601 amino acids.
CUUUGGAGAACUAAAUAAGUCCAAAGUGAAUGGAUUUGUGUUUCAUCUUAUUUCCUUUUUAAAAACUACUUGCUUUGCUAUUUAUUAUUUGCUUAAGAAGGCAUAUGUGAACCAUCCGUUAUAGAUAUGUAUAGGUAUGUAUAUCUUUGUAACUUUGUACACCAAGCCAUACGGCCUUACUUGUACACCAAGCCACACUACCUAUAUAAUAAAAGGCCACCUCCACAACGGGUGUGGUGGUCCCAUAUUUUCUACAUGGUAUCACGAGCCCGGGCCUAACCCUGUCUCCUCCCCUAUGUUGCCCACCCACUCCCUAGCCUCUGGCUCUUUCCCUAGGGCUAGGGCAUCGUUGGCUCCCCUCCUCUCUCUAUUCACCGGCCUCAAACCCUAGGGCGCCGCUAGCCUCUCCCUUCCUUGGUCGAAGCCAUAGGUCUCCUCUCCUAGGUAUUGAUCGUUGCUAUUCUUCCUCUUGGUCUUUGUUGCCCCCUGUUCUGAUGACGCCACAACACAACGAGAAAUUUGGAAUUUUGGGACUCCAAACAAUGUGCUUCGCAUUUUUGCCAUUCAUAAUAUUGACUUCACAAAAUAGGACUCAAAACAUGCCACACUCAUUUUCAAUGCCAUUUUAGACAUUUUAUCCCUCCGUGCGUAUGUACAAAUGCAAAAGACACAUAACGACGCAAAAGGGCAAAAAUGUCUAAAAUAGCAUCGAAACCAAGUGUGACAUGUUUUGAGUCCUAUUUUUGCAAAGCCAAUGUUACGGAUGGAGAAGUGCGAAGCACAUUGUUUGGAGUCCCAAAAAUCCAAUUUUCUCCUUCAACGACUCCCUCACAGCCGGCCUCCUCAGAGCAGGCUCUCAUGCCAACACCGCCUUCGCUCCGCUCCACUCCACUUCAUGUGUCCCAGCCAUCCUUGGCGUGGGAUCAAGCAGGACUGGUUGCUGCCCUCAACUAGUUUUCUUUCGAGAACCCUUAGCUGUGGGUGAUGGACUCCGAGCCAUAUGACGUCUGAUGAUGGUAUACUCCUCUCUCACCAUCUCCCUUCUCAUCCUUCCAUCACAGUCGGCAACGGCGCCACACUUCCUAUCACCUAUCAUGGAUGGUCUGCCUUACUUUCUACUUUUCGCCUAAAUGUUUUAGCUGUCCCCUCUAUCCUUCAUAAUCUUCGUUUUGUUUGUCAAUUCACCCGUGACAACUUCUGUUCCAUACUUGCCUACUGUGGAUCCCGUCAAUUCUGUUCUCCAACAAUCUCAUACUUGCCUACUGUGGGUUAUGCUAGCAGAGUGGUGCUGUUUCUAAUAGAUCAUUUCAGCCUUAUGAAUCCCACAUUCCAUAUCUUCUUCACUUUUUGGUUGACUACAACUUGUAUGGAAUGGGGCACAUACAUGUCAAAAACUUCAAGUUUCGUCCUCCAUUGCCAGUUGAUUUUCAUCCUAAGUCAUCUCUUCGCAGGAAGGCACAGUCAGAUAAUUUAGAAAUAAAUAGUCCAACAGUUUGGAUAUCUUCAACAGUGUCGCAUUCUUCUAUCCUGGGUAGUUCUGCCCCUUCGCAUCAUUUGGGAGGAACCAAUUUGAGCUUCGCUAUUCGACAGAGUUCUUCAAUGCUUGAAGCUGAUUCUAGAGUAGAAGGUAUCCUAAAUGAGAAAUAUAAGAUGUACACUUCUCUUUCUCAAACAACAGAAGAUACAAAAAUGGUUCAGUCACUUGUAGCAGUUUGGGAGGAACUUGAACGAUUAAGACUGUUGGAGGAAACAAAAUAUGCUGAUCUGGGUAGACCUUUAAGGGAAGAAGUUCUUAAAGAUUUUCUUCAUGGUAUUAAGUAUGAGAGUGCCCUUUCUGUGUUGUUUUCACAAGAGGGGCCACAUCACAAAGUUUCCACCAUAGAAGAGUCUGAAAGGCUAGAAAGGUGCUUAAAAUCGUUGACUGAUAUUAUUGGGACUGUUACAUUCUCACAGGAUAACUACUGUGGUAAUAUUGAUGUUGGUAAUUCUGCUGAUGUGCAAAACGACAAACCCGAUGCAAGUCUUUGCUCAGGGUCAUUAGAACAAAACAUGCAGAUUAUAUCUCCAGAGAGAAACAGUGAAUAUCCUGUGUCUUCAUCUGUACACCAAAGAACACUAUCUCAGUUAUCUGAUAAAGGUGAAAAGCAUCUGGAUGCUGAGGCUCUUGGACUUUUAAGCUGGCUGGCCUCUUCACAAGCUGCAGAGGAAUCAACUGAUGAUGAAUUAACUAAUGAAGUCAUCCUCAGCCCUUUGUUUGCCAAUAAGUCCAUUGAAGUUGCUGUGGAGUCUGCUCAAUUGGAUUUUGAUAGCGCUUCUCAGCAGGAGUGUCAGGAUAUUCUUGAUUCAGUUGACCCCAUUAGGGCAGUAGAAGAACCAAACAUACAUACAUCUUACCUCGAUUCUGUGAAGUCCAAUUCUGCUGCUUCUCUGGGCAAUUCUAUUCCUCAGCUUGAUGGGUCAUCUGAUGAGAACCCAAAAGUCUCCCAGGAAUAUGAUAGAAGUAAGGUCACUAGGAAAUCAGUAGUAUCGGCAAGUUACACAUCUACUAAGAAGCCUUCAAAAUCAGCCAGUAAGUAUUCAGGAACUGAACAUCUCUGGGGUUCUUUGCCUCUUUCUUCCAGAAAAAAGAGGCAACAUGGAGAUGCUGAUGAUUCAUGCAGUGCAAUGUCACCGCAGAAGGAUUUAAGUGCAUCUAAGAAGAGUACAAUUGAUAAGGACUAUCAUGAUACCAUAGGCAGCACUGAUUCAGAAUCUUCUAGUUUUUUAGGUGUACAUGAUUCAGUUUGUCAUUCUGUGAGGGAUUUGAUGAGGCGGAGGAGAUCUUUUCGGCGUGAACAGUUGGAGUUUGGUUGUUCUGGAGCUGCAACAUGCACCAUGGAUAAAGAGAGCGAAACUGUGAAUUCUGGGGGAUUGGAAUUUCAUGAUUUCACAAGUGACAUCCCAAACUUAGCACUGACACGGAUGGCUUUUGUUCAGAAGCCUCCAUUGAAGGAUGAUGCAUGUUCUGGUUUGGAGAGCCCUUCAGAUUGUGAGCAACGUGGAUCUGAAAAAUCGGGAUUAGCUGAUCUUCUACCAUUUUUCAAUCAGAAUAUGGAGGAGAAUAAGCAGAAUGAAUCAUUUCAAGAUAUGGAAAGCACAGGGGAUGUAUUGGGUGUCCCAACUCAUUUUCAAAAUGAUGGAUCAGCCCUAUAUUUGCUGACACAUGCACUUUCGCCACCAUCUGCAGGAGCUGUGGGCCAUUGGCUAACCCAACAAUCUAGUUCCAGUAUUUUCUCGGGUUACACCAACUAUGAUGGAGUCGCAGCUGAUAAGGAAGAGGCACACAGUUCUACUUUAUCACGGAAUUCUCCUACCAGAUUUACCAAGGAGAAUUCUGCAAAUAAAAUGCAUGGAGAUGUGAUGGGAUCGGCUCUAUCUUACAAAGAAAGUAAACAUUUGGACGAAUGGCAUGAUUUUUCCCAGAUAUCAGCUGGAAAUGAGAAGGAUAGGCUCACACCUCUAAGUCAAAUUGGAUUUCGUGACCCUGCUAGUAUAGGUGGCGGGCAACAACUGACUAUACUUAGCGUGGAGGUUUUAACAGAAAGCAGAGGAGAGCUGCGUCCUGAUCCACGGUUUGAUGCCAUUAAUGCUGUGUCUUUGGCCAUCGAAGAUGAUGCUGACAAUACUGUUGAUGUUCAUGUGUUUAUACGUGGCAACAAUGUCAAAUCACAUAGGAGAAAUCUGGAUGGUAUUGCUGGCUGUAAUAUAAAUGUCUUCCCUGAAGAAAAGGACGUUUUGAACAAUCUUAUUAGUGCAAUAUGUUCAAUUGAUCCUGAUAUCCUAGUCGGAUGGGAGAUUCAGUUAGGAUCUUUAGGAUUUCUUGCCGAAAGAGCUGCUUAUCUGGGUAUAGGCUUACUGAAAAGAAUUUCAAGAACACCACAUGAGUUGAAUCAUCCACCUAAGAUCCCAGUUGAUAACUCUAGUCAGGUGCUUUCUGAAACAUCUUCUGCGGAUGAUAUUAUUGAUGAUGUCAGUGAGAAUGAUUGGAGCCAUACUCAUGCGAGCGGUAUACAUGUUGGUGGAAGAAUUGUGCUUAAUUUAUGGCGUCUCAUGCGUGCAGAAGUUAAGCUUAAUAAUUACUCCCUUGAAGCUGUAGCUGAUGAAGUACUGAGGCGAAAGAUACCACUGAUACCAAGCAGGAUAUUGAACCGAUGGUUUGCAACAGGUCCUGGACGAGGAAGACACCGAUGCAUAGAAUACAUUAGCAAUAGAGCUAGAAUCAACCUUGAAAUAAUGAAUCAAAUGGACCUGGUGAAUCGAACAUCUGAACUUGCUCGUGUAUUUGGUAUUGAUUUUUUUUCUGUUCUUUCUCGGGGGUCUCAGUAUCGUGUUGAAUCUAUGCUCCUGAGAUUGGCUCAUACACAGAACUACCUUGCAAUUUCUCCUGGAAAUCAACAGGUUGCUUCUCAGCCAGCCAUGGAGUGUUUGCCGCUUGUAAUGGAACCAGAGUCGGCCUUCUACCCUGAUCCAGUUGUUGUGUUGGAUUUUCAGUCCCUCUAUCCUUCGAUGAUAAUAGCAUAUAACCUUUGUUAUUCUACAUGCUUGGGAAAAGUUUUCCCAUCAAAGUCAGAUGUACUUGGUGUCAGCUCAUAUUCAGCAGAUCCACAUACACUUGUAGAUCUGAAAAAUCAGCUGCUGCUUACUCCAAAUGGGGUCCUGUAUGUUCAACCUGAGAUAAGAAAAGGUGUACUUCCUCGCCUUCUAGAGGAGAUAUUGUCAACAAGAAUUAUGGUGAAACAAGCAAUGAAAAAGUUGAGUCCAUCACAGCAAGUUCUUCACAGGAUAUUCAAUGCACGGCAGCUUGCUUUGAAGCUGAUAGCUAAUGUCACGUAUGGUUACACAGCUGCUGGAUUCAGUGGUCGAAUGCCUUGUGCAGAGCUUGCAGACAGCAUUGUUCAGUGUGGCCGUAGAACACUCGAAACAGCAAUAUCAUUUGUCAACCAGCAUCCUUUGUGGAAAGCUAGGGUUGUGUAUGGUGAUACUGACAGUAUGUUUGUUCUCCUAAAAGGGCGUUCUAGGGAAGAAGCAUUCAGGAUAGGGAAGGAGAUCGCCUCAUCAAUAACUGCAAUGAAUCCUGAUCCAGUCACAUUAAAGUUUGAGAAAGUGUACCAGCCAUGCUUCCUUCUUACAAAGAAGAGAUAUGUUGGCUAUAGCUACGAGAGUCCUGAACAGAAUGAGCCUGUCUUUGAUGCGAAGGGGAUAGAAACAGUUCGGAGGGACACAUGCCCAGCAGUUGCAAAGAUUUUGGAACGGUCUAUCAGAAUAAUGUUUGAAGAACAGGAUUUGACCAAAGUCAGGACAUAUUUGGAGCGUCAGUGGACACACAUAUUAUCAGGAAAAGUCUCUAUUCUAGAUUUCAUUUUUGCGAAGGAGGUCCGUUUAGGCACUUAUAGUGCAAGGGCUUCCACGCUGCCCCCUGCAGCAAUUGUUGCAACAAAAGCUAUGUUGUCUGACCCAAGGGCAGAGCCUCGGUAUGCAGAGAGAGUGCCAUAUGUUGUAAUCCAUGGGGAACCAGGAGCUCGUCUUGCCGACAUGGUUAUUGAUCCUUAUGGUCUGCUAGAAGUUGGCUCCCCUUAUAGAUUAAAUGAACAAUAUUACAUAACCAAGCAGAUUAUUCCUGCAUUGCAGCGUGUUUUUGGACUUCUUGGUGCUGACCUGAACAAGUGGUUUAAUGAGAUGCCUCGCCCCAUACGAUCAACUCUUGCGAAACGCCAAUUUGCUGCUGCUCAUGGUUCAUUCUCUCGUGAUGGCAGUUUCAUCCGAUUAGGAUUGAAUAAUAAAACCUCAGCCAAAGGAGGCAGAAUAGAUACAUACUACAUGUCAAGCCACUGCUCAAUUUGUGGUGAUAUGAUUCAAGGAUCAGAGUCCUUCUGCAACAAUUGCUUGAAAAGCGAAGCUGUUGUUGCCACAGUAGUCGCUGGCAGAACUUCAAAGUUGGAGCGAGAAAUCCAACAUCUUGCUGCUAUAUGUGGCCAUUGUGGCGGUGCAGACUGGAUUGUUGAAAGUGGAGUCAAGUGUAUUUCCCUUGCAUGCCCAGUCUUCUAUGAACGGAGGAAAGUUCAGAGGGAGCUGGUAGUCGUCUCAGAGUCGGCAGGAGAAGCAGGGUAUUACCCUUUCUGCUGCGCUGAACUCUUUUGAGAACAUUUUUUUGGGGCUGCGUUUCUCUGUCCAUACCGUGUAAAUUGUGGAAUCUGUAACCUUUACAUCACACGUGUGUAUAGUUGUUGUAUGUAACACUGAAGAACAUGUACUGGUGAAAGAAUACAUACAAUGUAUACCGUGUCGCUCGCUGUUCAGUUAAGGGUUUGUUCGAUUA